This is a messenger RNA of Castor canadensis (American beaver), 1151 nucleotides long. RefSeq names its product transmembrane protein 138 (gene Tmem138). Gene Ontology annotation, cellular component: cilium. The record is from RefSeq and is a predicted model, not a curated record. NCBI's taxonomy places the organism in Eukaryota, Metazoa, Chordata, Mammalia, Rodentia, Castoridae.
GAAUUUAAAGCGGGUAUACGGAAGCCAGGACCGUGUCUCCAUGACAACCGACGUUGGCGCUUUCAGGAAACCAACACAAAAGGAAAGAACAAAAUCAUCCAUAGCUACAAGAAGUACAGUUGGGAUGUCCUAAAUCCUGUGUGUACACACAGGAUCCAUUUCAGUACGUAGGAAGUGAGCCAGGAGUCAUUUUCUGGGGAACUGUGGAAUGUGCCCUUGGGAGCCGAAGAAAGCAGAAGGAAGAUGCUGCAGACCAGCAACUACAGCCUGGUACUCACCCUGCAGUUCCUGCUGCUGUCCUAUGACCUGUUUGUCAAUUCCUUCUCAGAGCUGCUGCGAAUGGCUCCAGUCAUCCAGCUGGUACUCUUCAUCAUCCAGGAUAUUGCAAUCCUCUUCAACAUCAUCAUCAUUUUCCUCAUGUUCUUCAACACCUUCGUCUUCCAGGCUGGCCUGGUCAACCUCCUAUUCCAUAAGUUCAAAGGGACCAUCAUCCUGACAACUGUAUACUUCGCCCUCAGCAUCUCCUUUCAUGUCUGGGUCAUGAACUUACGCUGGAAAAGCCCCAACCGCUUUGUUUGGACAGAUGGACUUCAAACACUGUUUGUAUUCCAGAGACUAGUGGCAGUGCUGUACUGUUACUUCUACAAACGGACAGCUAUGAGACUGGGUGACCCCCGCUUUUACCAGGACUCUUUAUGGCUGCGCAAGGAGUUCAUGCAAGUCCGAAGGUGACUGCGUCUUGUCACACUGAUGAAAGUCUUCCUGGUCAAAGCCACCUGAGCUGCUCUUCAGGGAAUGUAAGCCAUCUGUGUCAGGAAACAGUUGGAAUGCCACGGACAGGACCAGGCCAGGUGUUUUCAGCAUUCAGGAAGGAAGAGCCUCCCUCUUGCAAAUUAAAGUGUUCCCCAGUCUCUAGUACAUAAGCUUUCCUUGGCUCCUACCUCAGUUCUGUCUGUUUCCUCUGUACCACUCAUUCCCCUGACCCUCCUCCUUACUGUGGGCGCCAUGGCUCUCACCCUUUAAAGCUUUUGAUUCAGUCUUGGAAUGGACCUCCCAGCCCCUACUCUUCUAGCACCACACUUGAUUGAUCAAAGGAUGCAAAGAGUGAUAAUUACUGUGAGCCUGACUGAUCACAUCUUAGAUAUUUAGAU